AUGAUAAUUCAAUUAUAUUUUACUUCAUACUAUUUAAUUCCUUCUUUCAUUUCCACUUAUUAUGAAUUUAGUAAACCUGAUCAAUUAGUUGAUGAUAUAAUUGAACAAGUUAUAUUGACCAUUGAAUUAUGGUAUAAUCGAUGCAUACAAUCUUGUAAUUUAGUUACAUCAUCAUCAUCUAACUUAUCAACAUUAAUUGAGCAUAAAUCAUUAUGUACAACUGCUUCUAUGACAGAUUAUGGACGUAAUGAAUUAAGUUUACAAUUGACUUCAGUUAUUCUCAGUGAACAUCCUGUUUAUAAACUUAUGUAUAAACGAGCUAUGGAUUUUCUACGCUCUGCAUUAUCAUCUUACCCUCCUGAACCAUUACCUUUACCUCCAGGUUUCAGUGUUCUACUUGAUCUUGAUCAAGAUAAACUCAGUUCUUCCACCAAUGAAAAUGGGACUACUGUUAAUUCUGUUGGUUAUUUACGAAAACCUCCAUUAAACAUCCCGACAACAAUGAUGUCAGGUGGUAGUAAUACCACUACUGGAUUACUUUUUCAUUCUUCCCCUUCUAGUCCACAUAAAGAAUCAAUCAUAAUUUUAAAACUUCUAAAUUUGAAAUAUUAA
Messenger RNA from Schistosoma mattheei, 612 nucleotides. The record is from the annotation of a GenBank genome assembly. Lineage: Eukaryota; Metazoa; Platyhelminthes; Trematoda; Strigeidida; Schistosomatidae.